AUAAACGGACAGAGUAUCCGGAGAUCCUGCAGAGGAGCCCUGGGGUACUCUUUUCUCCUCGUCUUUCUCUCUCGCUUACUCUCUCUUGCCCGCUCACCUCUCGCCUCUUUGUGCUCAGAUUUAGCUGGCAUAUUCUCCUUUUGUUCCUGUGGAACUGUUGAUUUACUGGCCGUAACCAAUGGCAGACAAGACUGCUCCUCCCAGCCAGUUGCGUCUGGAGUGGGUCUAUGGUUAUCGCGGUAACCAGUGUCGCAACAAUCUCUAUUACAAUGGCGACGGUGAUGCUGUUUAUUUUGUUGCUGGCGUAGCCAUUGUCCAUAACGUUGCUCAAAAGAAGCAGAGAUUCUUCAAAGGACACAGCGAUGAUAUAUUAUGUCUAGCCAUUCACCCCAAUAAAGAGCUAUUUGCCACUGGUCAGAUUGGGAAGGAUCCUUUUAUUUGUGUCUGGAAUUCAAAGACAAUGGAAAUGGUGUCUAUUCUACAGGGAGGGCAUGAUAGAGGAAUAGCUACAGUUGCUUUUAGCAGUGAUGGAGAAAAGCUGGUAUCUACCGGUAUGGAUGACUAUCAUUGUAUUACAGUAUGGGAUUGGCGCAAAGGGAAACAGAUUGCCUCUACUCGUGGACAUGGUGAUAAGAUAUUUGAUUGCAAGUUCACUCCCUCUUCUUCAAACCAGUUGGUUAGUUGUGGGGUGAAGCAUGUAAAGUUUUGGACACUCUGUGGCAAUGCCCUCACUGGAAAGAAAGGAGUGUUUGGAAAGAAAGGUGAAGUGCAGACAGUUCUGUCUAUAGGAUUCUCAAAGAAUGACACAUUAUUCACUGGUACCUUUUCUGGUGACAUUUAUCAAUGGAAGGGACACACACUGGACAACGUCAUCAAGUCUGCUCAUAACGGUCCAGUCCAUAGUAUUCAUGCUAGUGAUGAUGGGUUUGCCAGUGGCGGUAAAGAUGGUAAAUUGUGUCUUUGGAAUGAGGACUUCACUCCUGUUGCUUGUAUUGACCUCACACGCACAUCAGCCGGCUAUAAAGGUUUGUGUCUGAGGAGUGUUUGCUGGGAAGGUGAGAAGGUUCUUGCUGGUACUAAAGAUGGCGAAGUGUUUGAAAUAAGAGUAGAAGAUAAAGAGAACCCAGUUACAGUCGCAAGAGGACACGGAGAGGGAGAGUUGUGGGGACUGGCCUCUCAUCCUUCUCAGGCUAUAUUUGCCACUGGGAGUGAUGACAAGACUGUGAGGGUAUGGUCAGCUACUAGUCGUGAAGUACUACAGCUUUGCCAUGCGUCCCAUCCUGUUCGCUCUGUUGCCUUCUCUCCAGCUGGUGAUCAUAUUGCUGCCGGACAACAAGACGGCUCCUUUGUCGUCUUUAACUUGAAUAAUAAUCUCAGCGUAGUCUUUCAAAAGAAAGACAGAAAAGAGGUUCUUCACGAGAUGAAAUACUCGCCCGAUGCGCAUUACCUUGCUGUCGGAUCUAACGAUAAUUUUGUUGACGUGUACGAUGUGAGCGAGGGCUACAAGAGGGUCGGUACUUGUAGAGGCUCCUCAAGUUUCAUAACCCACUUGGACUGGUCCGAGGACAGUCAAUUUAUUGUCACUAAUUCUGGCGCAUCCGAGAAACUUUAUUACAAGAUACCUGGUAAGAUUCAUAUCCAUCAAUGCCACUAUUAACAAUUCUUUUUUUUUUUUAAUAUUUUAUUACGUGUCGUGUCAUGUACGUAGAA
Molecule: messenger RNA, 1710 nt
Organism: Amphimedon queenslandica
Lineage: Eukaryota; Metazoa; Porifera; Demospongiae; Haplosclerida; Niphatidae
Product: echinoderm microtubule-associated protein-like 6
Exons: 10
Coding region: 179-1657 (492 amino acids)
Molecular function (GO): microtubule binding
Source: RefSeq, a predicted model, not a curated record